GUUGUCAUGGUGAAAGUGGAGCGUCGCGUUCUCGUCAGAUGCUAAAAUGCGGUUUAUUAUGACUAUAAAGCGCGGUUUGCUCUGCUUUAACCGAGUCAAUGUUGUCUGAUAGCACUUUAGGCGAUGUUUACUAGUUAAUCAAUAUGUGGAGUCGCGGAGGACCGCGGAGUUCAGCUUUGGACAGAGCUAAAGCUCAGCUCUCUGGACAGAGAAUCUCAAACAUUGCGAUUUUAAAGGACAAAAGAGAUGAGGAAAACUUUGUGCAACCGUCCAGACAGACCCAUAUCCAGGACCUCAGCGAUGCAUCCUCACCAUCACAGAUUGAAAACCAGAACCCUGCGAAAAGUUUUAGCUUGGGUGGCGGUAGUCGAUUUCUGAAGAAGACCUCUAAAGAUACAACAACUGAGAGAACUUCUGCAGGAACGGACGAAUCUAAAAUCAUACCUCAACGUAGCUCACAAAGCGCCGCAUUGAGCAAACUAGCACUCAUCGAGAACCGCAUCAGAAACCAGAAAAGCACAAGUAACCACACAGAGCCACAGGAAACACGCUUGUCUGUCCAUUCCAGCGGCGAUCUGAGCAUGACGGGAGGUCGCUUUCUGAAGAAAAGGAUCGCUUCUGAACCUCAAGAGCUGAGGUUUUCUGAGACGACGCCUGGUCUGAAUGAACGAAGAGAAAGGAGAGUCAGUUUAGACAGCGAUGAACAGGACAUGAGAAGACUUAUAGGAGAUUCUAUUAGCUUAUCUGAGAGUUCCUUGCUAAAUGCAGCAAGGCAGAAGAGUCCUCAGGUUGUCAAAAAGAAUAGAAAACAUCCAUAUCCUGGCUUAAAAUGGGAGGCAAUGGUAAACACGGGGAGCACUGGGAAAUCGACUGUACCUACAGCAACUCCUGAAAAGCAUAAAGUUAUCAGUCAUCGAAGUCUUUCUCCUUCUUCCAGAAGACCUGAAUCACGUAUGGUCCGCUUUACAGAACGCUCGCUGUCUUCUGAAACAGAUCACAGUGAGAUUCAUUCUUUGGAUGAUCUUUUUCCUGCUGCUCCGGCACAUGAUUCUGAAGAUACUCUGAGUGAGAUGAGUGCAGCAUCUGAUGAUUUCAAACUGAACGUGAUGACACUUGAUGAUUUAGCGCCUAUACCUUCUGAAGCAGCUGAAAUCUCACAAGAAAUAAAAGAAACACAAGCCAGAAAAGAAGACCGAAAAAAGAAGUCUCCAGAGAUCUCAAAAGUCGCUUCACAACCCACACCAGAAGAUGUCUACGAAAGCGAUUUUGAGAGUGAAAUCGCAUCAGAGAUUACACACAGUGAGAUCUCAGAGCGUCUUUCAGAUGAAGAUAAAGACACCUCAUUGGUCAGCGAGGCUCAGUACAGCUCUUACAAAUCACAGGAUGAUGAUGAUGAUCAUGAUGAGCAUACUUUAUCACAAUCUUCUGUCUCGUCCAGUGGAAAUUCAGAUUCUUCUUCGAACUCUAGCUCAUCCAAUGCCACAGUCACACGUGGCCCCAGUCCUGAGCGUAAUGUGAAGGAGGCUGCGGUGCAGACGCAGGUGGAUGGAUUUGCUUACACGUGGUCUUCUGGCAUGGCUGCUGCUGGUCCUUCAAUAGGCAUGAAAUAUGUGGACCCGACUCCAAUAGCCAGUCACACAGUCAGUGCUGAAGCCAUAGAAACGUUGACAUCGUACAGUCCUGCCAUUUUUGCACUCAAUGACAUGUUGAGGCAACAGCUGGGCCUUACGAGAGCGUUCAUUGCAUCCACAAGACAUCAUUACACAUCAGUGCUCGAGUCCCUGGGUCCUGCUGACUACAAAUACACCACACUGCAAGAUACUAAAGAGUUCAUCCAAGCACACAGGCCACCCAAAACAAGUAUCGAAGACGCUCUAGAGGAAGUUCAACAAGAAAUGAAGGACAGCCAUUAUAUUUAAAUAAUCAUGGUCAACAUUUUGGAUGCAUCAUCCAUAGAUUACAAAAAAAAAACAUUGUGUUUAAAAAUGGGUCAUGAAAUACCUUAGUUUUAUAUUUUGUACUGUACUCUAAAGUCCACUGAUUAUGUUACCAAGAUUUUUUUGCAUCAAAAAAGCAUCAUGAUCGAGAAAUAACUGACUAUUUUCUGUCCUGUUUUGGACUCUCAUCAGAAACCUCUGUCUGAAUGGCUGUGGCCGAUUGUAGACUCAGAACUAAACGCCCACUGAAAGUGAAAGUAAAAGUUAUGACAUGUGGCCAAGUAUAGUGACCCAUACUUAGAAUUUGUGCUCUGCAUUUAACCCAUCCAAGUGGGUACACAUACAGAAAUGAACACACACCCCAGAGCAGUGGGCAGCUGUGGUGCCCAGGGAGAAGUUGGGAGAUCGGUGCCUCACUAAAGGGAUUCACCUCAGCCAUAGUAAUGGGGGUGGUGAGAGCAAUGGUUAUUCACUCCCAACACCUACAAUUCCUGAAGGUGCCGUGACCCAAACCUGUGACCUUUCCAUCACAAGUCCAACUCUUUAACCAUUAGGCCAAGGCUGCUCCACUUUUACUUUCACUUUCACUUUAUUGUAGUAGAAUGUCCCAGUCAUUAUGGCGACUGCCUUUAAUAUAAUCUGUUUUGAGAUUUAUAAAUACUCUUAUAGUAUUAUGUGCUCAAAAUAUCAAAGAAUUUUUGGUUUCUCAGCUCAUGACCCCUUUAAAAAUCAAUGCUUAUGCAAUAAUGUGCCUAAAUAAAGCCGCGUUUUUUUUAGCAUCUAUUUAUUAUGCUUCACAUUAAACCAAGAAAGUCAUUUAUGCAUGAAUAAAC
Molecule: messenger RNA, 2770 nt
Organism: Danio aesculapii
Lineage: Eukaryota; Metazoa; Chordata; Actinopteri; Cypriniformes; Danionidae
Gene: c22h19orf44
Product: chromosome 22 C19orf44 homolog
Exons: 9
Coding region: 144-1919 (591 amino acids)
Source: RefSeq, a predicted model, not a curated record